Trichobilharzia regenti is the source of this 1230-nucleotide messenger RNA. The record is from the annotation of a GenBank genome assembly. Lineage: Eukaryota; Metazoa; Platyhelminthes; Trematoda; Strigeidida; Schistosomatidae.
AUGACGCUGAACCCUGAGAAUUGCUUGACUCACAACUCAGUCGCCAAAACUUUAUAUGAGUCAGACUUAGAUGACGAAAACUUCUCGUCAGUAGAAAAUUAUGGUAUCAGAGAACGCAGACGUAAGCUACAUACGGAAGCGGAACAACGCCGUAGGAAUGCUAUUAAGAGAGGUUUUGAAGGUCUUUUAGAGCUGGUUCAUCCAAUGAAAAGUGAAUCAACUUCUAACGUGAGGAUGAGCAAAUCGAGUAUCCUAAGUAAAGCAAUAACAAUGAUUGAAAGACUUGGAAAACAAAAGCACCAAAAGCUUUCAGAGGUUGAGAGUCUGGAGAAGGAAGUCAAAGCACUUCGAAUAUUGUGUUUGAAUUACGAAAAGAUGGUUCAAAAUAAUCCCGAUAGUGGAUGUAGAACAGUCGAGCCUAUUUCAGAUGAAACAAAACUCGAAGUUUUUCGCAUGUUUUCUGGUGCCUUGUUCAGCUCAUUUGAAGACAGAAUUGCUUUCAGCUCAUUCUCAGACCUUUCAGCAUCAGUAAUAAACUGGAUCGAGGAAAGCUGCAAACCUGAAAAAAUGGCAUUUGUGAUGGAUUCCGUUUUGGCCAGUAUUUUAAAUCAGAAUAACGAAAGGUCUUCAGUCGGUUGUCGGACUUUCCAUUUUGGUUCUGUACCAAACUACUCAGGGGGUACCAAUGAUGGUCAAAGUUACUGCAAUUCAAUGGGACCCAAACAUUCCUCUGCUGGAAACUUACUUCAGAUCAAUCUUCUAGGCAGCGGUUCUCUAGGUUACUCGUAUCCUCCGAAUAACUUUCAAAUACCUACUCAUCCUGCUUCUGGGAGUCCUGCACUGGAUUCUGAAAAGUGUGAUCCUCAUCUGAAACCAGUAUUUCCUGUUCAGUCUCCAAAUAGUUCCGUUUCGGAUCAAGUAGGUAUAAUCCAAAGUUCGUCGGAAUCGCAAGGUCUCUUUGACUUAAAGUUUCGGCGACCUGGACCAGCAGACAUUUGUGCUGGUAGUGGGUUUUACAAUUUUGGUCCAUUUAUACCUAAAAAUAUUAAUUCUGUGGUUGAUGAGUCAUCUUUAAGCACUGAUACAAUCAUAACAGACACUGUAUCAUCUCAUAAAACGAAUUCAUCAUGUGGCGUUGCGAUUAAUGACACAAACUUGUCCAAAGAAUUGUCACUUCAUAAUUCUAGUCAUAUGCCGCAGUACAAACAAUUCAUUGAUAAUUUAUUAUGA